UUCGAUGCGGCUGGGCUGUUUGAACUUUGCACCUCGACGACGCCAAUUCCAUCAUCACACAUUCAAACUCCCAACUUUCUAUAACAAUGUCCUUGGCCCACCAACUCUUCAAACACCCCGCCCCCGCCCCCGCCCACCGCCCCGGCCGCCCCACCACCACCAUCGCACCAACCUGGUCUCAAUUCUUCACCAGCUCGCGCGACAUUCCCGUCCCCGCCUCACAGGGCACCUUCCGCGUCUUCGAGGUCCCACCAUCCUCAGCGUCAUCACCGACAUCCUCGAAAGCCCCGCUGUUUGUUCUGCAUCAUGGCGCGGGACAUACAGCGCUGUCGUGGGCUUUGGCGGUUGGGAAGUUGAGGGAACGCGUGGGGAAUGUGGGCGUGGUGGGGUUUGAUUGCCGGGGGCAUGGUGUUACGACAACACAAGAUGACACGGACCUCUCCUUAGACACGCUUGCGGCCGACUUGGUCAACCUGCUUGAUGUCCUGUAUCCGGAUGCGAUUCCGGAGGUCAUACUUGUGGGGCAUAGCAUGGGCGGUGCAGUCGUCACGGAAGCGGCGUUGACGGGCAAAGUGCGGAAUCUGCUGGCGGUCGCUGUGCUUGAUGUCGUUGAAGGCACGGCGGUGGACUCACUGGCACACAUGGAAAUCUAUCUCCGCAACCGGCCAUCCCACUUCCGCUCAAUAGACCAGGCCGUGGAAUGGAGCGUCACAAUAGGCGGCCUGCGCAAUCUAUCAUCGGCACUCAUCUCCGUCCCGCCGCAGCUUGUUGAGGUGCCGGGGGACGGCGAUACUGAGGGAGCGAAGAAAUGGGUGUGGAGGACGGAUUUGGGUCGGUCGCAGAAGCAUUGGCAUGGCUGGUUCCAAGGCCUCUCUGCAAAUUUUUUGUCUAUCAAGGCGGCAAGGAUGUUGAUACUUGCAGGAACGGAUCGGCUGGACACAGCACUGACGAUUGGGCAGAUGCAGGGCAAGUUCCAGCUGGUGCUUUAUCCAGAGUCUGGGCAUGCCAUUCAGGAAGACGAGCCGGAUAAGCUAGCCACGACGCUUGCAGACUUGUGGCAGCGCAACGGGCCGGGAAAGAUCAUCAAGCGAUUCCCGAUCCCGCCGCUGAAGCCCGGGACAAAGUGAUGUUGUCGUCGUAAAAGGUUCUGACUCUGCUAAGACGUAUGUAG
Molecule: messenger RNA, 1171 nt
Organism: Fimicolochytrium jonesii
Lineage: Eukaryota; Fungi; Chytridiomycota; Chytridiomycetes; Spizellomycetales; Powellomycetaceae
Product: Alpha/Beta hydrolase protein
Exons: 8
Coding region: 87-1127 (346 amino acids)
Biological process (GO): protein demethylation
Molecular function (GO): protein methylesterase activity
Source: RefSeq, a predicted model, not a curated record